UCUUUCCAGAUUUCCGUCUGUGAUGAUUACAGCUUACCGAUAGACUUCGUCAAAAAGAGACCGUCCAGUUUCGAUCCUUGCCUGGCCGAACGUUUACCGGACAAUUGGGCAUCACCAAGUCCACAAUCCGAACACGUUUCGUUUCUAGAGCCAUUGAAUUUACAAAAACCCUUGUCAGCAGUUCCACCCAACAGUGCAGGAACGGAAGUAGUCGGUAUUGGCACUGGAGUUGUUGGUAGUGGAGCAGGAAUCGGUACACUUCAGCAGCAGCAGCAGCAUUCCUUAAAGCAUCAACAGCCACAUCCUCCAUCCACGUUUGUUCCAAUAACAACCAGCGCCGUUGAGAUAGUUGCCAAUGAAGUAGCUAUUAAAACGGUCGAAGAGAUUUUCGACACAAGACGAAGUUAUAAACGUGGUAGCACCGGAAGAUCUCAACAGCAGCGGCAACCGCGAAGACCCAGUAGUAAUUGUGAGGUUAAAUACAUCAAUCAGAAUUUUAGCUCAGGAUCGUCAGCACCAGCUUCAUCUGAAGAAGAGGAAAUCGAAGACGACGAAGACGAAUUGAGAAAAAUCCCGGAGCUCAAUUCACCGGACAGUAUUUCCGAGGACCUCAUCCAUCCCCUACCACCUCGUCAAAGUCCAGUCAAGACCAGCGUUCCUGAUACGGCGAAAAGAAAUCCGUCUCCCUAUUAUUAUUCCGAUUUACUAAAAUCCAAAAGCCAAGAACAAUCCCAUCCAGCCAACAAUCAGCCGGCUCAACCGGAGCAAGCUGAAACGAAAAGAACUAGUAGUAGAGCAUCGUCAGUGAGUACCCGACAGAAAGAGCUUGGUUCACGUUAUCGGAAAAGUAGCAGUCUCGACACACCGGCAGCCGAAAAGGAAGUCUGCCUACCGAAGCGUUAUUCCAUAACCGAGGAAGGAGUUCGCAUUAUUCGGUGCGACUCUCCAUCCACCACAACCUCGGACGACUCGGAUUGUUCUGAAUGUCGAAAAAGAAGAGACUGGCAUGCCCAGGCACUGGCCCUAGUGCGCGCAAACUGUAACCUUCCUCCGUCUUUUGAUCACUCAAUGCCACCCCAUCGAAUGCUUGGACCGGCAUCAGCUGUUUGUGCGUGUGCAACGCCUGCAUUUGGCGAGGAUAAUGAUGAACUUUUUCGCCCCCGAAGUAUAUUCUACGUACACCAACCGGGCGCGCAGGACUGUGCGGAUUGUACUCUGAGUGACAACUCGGCAACCGUGAAUGAAGAUAUGACGAGCGUUCGAACAAGGCAAAUCUACGAAACGGCAUUUGACUCGAAGAUUACCCGAUCGGACGACGAUCUGGAUGAAGUGGAUCGGGUAACCAAUCAAUCGGUAUUACUGCAAUUCAGCAAAAGCAGCAAUAGUAGCACCAACAAUAUGGUAUCUAGUCAAAAUAAAGAAAACCGUGACAGAAGCAAACGUGCAGAAACCAAGCGUUCGAAAAGUUCGCUUAAAACUCCAUCUUCCACGCAGAUCCAAACCACAGCUGACAUUGAAGUCUCUCAGGAUGCAGAUCUUGCCCAGGAUCUGGAGAAACUCCAAAUCGAUAAACAGCUUGACAAUAUAACCAACGCAAACUCCACGUCUUCCUCCCAGCUUCCACUGCGUGGGUACACUCCUUCUCCCCCGUCGACUGCGCCACUUCCGAUGAAAUUUCCCGGCAAACACGAACGCUUCUUUAUUAACAGCAUCAAAAGUGCUCCAAAUCUUCCCUCUUCCAAUGUGGUGCAGCACCCGCGAUUAAAAGAUCUCCGACUGGACAUCCAGGCAAUACGAAACAGUGAAGUUCCUCCUUCCGGUAGUUGUGAUGGUAGUAUUAACGAUUCCUCAUAUAAUAGCCCAAAAAAUACUGAAAGACCCCGAUCAACGAUGUGCCUGGAACCGGAACGGGUUCUAGAGCUAAAACGCAGCCAUCGAAGUAGCAAGCAACGGGGCCGAAACUUCUCUUCCACAGAAAGCAUGGCCACUUCAAGCAGCGGCGGUAGCAUGGAAUCCCUAAAGUCCAGCACCAGCGAAGGAAAUCGGAGUACCUCUUCGUCCGAUUCGCGACAGUCCUCCUCGCUUAGUUCGCAUAGCUCCGAUUCGGGGCCGACCAUUGCCUUCCCGCUGCGAGCUCCCGUAGUUGUACACAACAAGUUGAACAUUCUAAGUCCGAUUUCCGACAAAUCUUCUCAGGAGCCCGGUUCGGAAACGUCUGAUAUUAACCGAAACAACUCACAGAAGCACUCGCCCGAUGAAACGACAACUCUGACCCGAAAAGAUAAUGACGAUAAUGAGGCUGUGAAGUUGACGGUUCCUAAACGACGGUCAGCACCAAACAAAACACUUUUGCUUAUUACUGGACCAGAAAUUCAAGGGUCCGACAGUGGCAUUUCACUGCACUCGCGAGAGGACGUAAAAUCACGGACUAACUUUUUGAAUCUGGGUAUUCAACGUGCCUCGCUGGGUUUGGAAAAAUCCGACAGUGGAAAACCAAUUCUUCCUCAGGAUUUCAGCGAUCUCCCCUUCGAUAUGCCAAAGCUAAGACGACGACGAGCUCAUCUGCAACAGGAACCCUGUACCUCUGGAAGUGUAACUUCGGUAGACGUCGGAGAUUUACCUUUCGAUAUGCCGAAACUCAGACGACGACUUCGCUUGUCGCAAAACCAAAACCAGCUCCCCAUUCCAUCAACCUCCGGCAUCUUAUUGCAGACAAGCACCGAAUCCAGUGGCCUAUCUCAGGCGUCUUCCAGUCUGUCGAUGCGAGAUUCGGACAACAGAGCCGCGAUGGUGGGAGGAUUUUUCAAACAGAGUUUGACAUUGAACCUUAACGAAUGUAACAACGCUAAGCCGACUAAGAAAUUUGGAACCUUGGAUCUUGGUUUGAACUUCAACACUGUUCGUUCGAAUGUGGAUCUGAUCGAUGCCGCACUACCACUCGAUCGACAAGGCUGGUACCACGGAUCGAUUAGCCGAAUUGAUGCGGAAAAAAUUCUUCGACCUUUGGGAGAGGGGAGCUUUCUGGUGCGCAACAGUGAAUCCACUAGACAGGACUAUUCACUAACGUUAAAGAGCGCCAAAGGCUUCAUGCAUAUGCGAAUACAGCGUGACCCGGAAACGGGACAGUUCAUCCUGGGUCAGUUCAGUCGACCGUUCCCGACCAUUCCGGACAUGAUAAGGCACUUCUGCCUGAACCGGCUGCCGGUUCGCGGUGCUGAGCAUAUGUGCCUGCUGGAACCAGUCAUCGCGCAGAUCCUCUAA
Messenger RNA from Sabethes cyaneus, 3261 nucleotides. RefSeq lists its product as uncharacterized. NCBI's taxonomy places the organism in Eukaryota, Metazoa, Arthropoda, Insecta, Diptera, Culicidae. The annotation marks the transcript as partial. The record is from RefSeq and is a predicted model, not a curated record. The transcript has 8 exons. Gene Ontology annotation, molecular function: phosphotyrosine residue binding.